GUCUCAUUUGGGCGUAGAAAAAUUAUGAACGAUGCCAAGGAACCCUCUUCUUCAAACAGUAAUUUCUCUAAUGAAUUUCAGAGUUCACAACAAAUGGAUUGGCUCAGGGUUCAAGAUUCUCUAAAGGGGAAAUUGAUUACUGAAGAUGACUUCAAAUGGAGAUUACCCACAAGAGAAAAAGAAGGAAGUUGUGAAAUACUGAAGUAUGUUGGUGGGGUUGACUUAAGUUUUUCAAAAGAUGAUUCAUCUAUUGCCUGUGGCACUCUUGUUGUGUUGGACUUGACCACUCACAAAGUUGUUUAUGAAGAUUCUUCUAUUGUUAGGCUUCACAUUCCAUAUCUUCCUGGCUUCCUUGCUUUCAGAGAGGCUCCUGUGCUUCUAGAGCUUUUGGAUAAAAUGAAGAACAAUGCUCAUUGUUUCUACCCGCAGCUACUAAUGGUUGAUGGCAAUGGAUUGCUUCAUCCUCGAGGUUUUGGUUUGGCUUGUCAUAUUGGUGUCUUAGCUGAUCUUCCUACUGUUGGGGUGGGGAAGAAUUUACACCAUGUUGAUGGUCUUACACAAUCUACGGUAAGAGAACUCCUUCAAGCAGCAGACUCUCCCAAACAUGUCUUACUGCUAAUUGGGGACUCUGGAUGUACCUGGGGAGUGGCAAUGCGAUCAUCUGAGGGCUCUUUGAAGCCCAUAUUUAUUUCAGUUGGUCACCGUAUAUCUCUCGCCACUGCCAUUGAAAUUGUGAGGAUGACUUGCAGAUUUCGUGUUCCAGAGCCCAUCCGGCAGGCUGAUAUAAGAUCAAGGGAGCGCCUGCGGAACAAUCAAUGAUUCUCUACAUAAUCGCUUCUCUGUAUGUUUGCUGAGUUUCUGCUACGUUAUAUGAACUCAUUUACGGGUGACUAUAAGUAUCUUGUACGGGUAUAGAUAGAUGUAUUUUUUUUACUAUGUUUGCUCGAACUCUUUAAAAAUGUUGAU
Molecule: messenger RNA, 966 nt
Organism: Solanum verrucosum
Lineage: Eukaryota; Viridiplantae; Streptophyta; Magnoliopsida; Solanales; Solanaceae
Exons: 8
Coding region: 25-819 (264 amino acids)
Biological process (GO): DNA repair
Cellular component (GO): nucleolus; cytoplasm
Molecular function (GO): single-stranded RNA binding; RNA endonuclease activity producing 5'-phosphomonoesters, hydrolytic mechanism
Source: RefSeq, a predicted model, not a curated record